This is a messenger RNA of Lineus longissimus, 3693 nucleotides long. Its product is annotated as protein VAC14 homolog. The transcript is spliced from 17 exons. Gene Ontology annotation, biological process: phosphatidylinositol biosynthetic process. The record is from RefSeq and is a predicted model, not a curated record. Lineage: Eukaryota; Metazoa; Nemertea; Pilidiophora; Heteronemertea; Lineidae. The coding region runs from base 229 to 2472 and encodes 747 amino acids. Gene Ontology annotation, cellular component: PAS complex; endosome membrane.
GUUUCAAAAUGGUGGCUGGCGGAUUUAUGACUUUUAUAAAGUUUUAGGACCAAGUAGCUCUGAAAAUGAAAGACGUUAUAGAUUGACUAAUGAGGCCUAUAGUCCCUGACUGAUGAGGACAUUGAGGUCUACCAUUCACUACCAAUCCCUGGCAAAUGAGUUUCAUGCUUCUGAUCUUUGCUUGACUCAUUCCUCAUCCACACAGCUGAGUGAAACAAAGCAAACAGAAUGAAUGAAAAGGACUUUGCACCGCUGAGUGCUGCAUGUGUGCGGGCACUUAACGACAAACUUUAUGAAAAACGGAAAUCAGCAGCCUUAGAAAUUGAGAAGAUGGUUAGAGACUUUAAUGCGGUAAACAAUACUGUACAGAUCACACGAUUGUUAAAAGUUCUCGGACACGACUUUGCUUUGUCAGGUAGCCUACAUCUAAGAAAUGGAGGGCUGAUUGGACUGGCUGCCUCGGCAAUUGCUCUUGGGAAGGAUUCUAGUUUAUACAUCUCCGAACUGGUGAAACCGGUUCUGUCAUGUUUCUCAGACUCGGACAGUAGAGUUCGUUACUACGCGUGUGAAGCUCUCUAUAAUAUAGUGAAAGUUGCAAGGGGUUCUACACUCAAAUAUUUCAACGAUAUAUUUGAUGGCUUGAGUAAGCUUGCUGCCGACCCAGAUCAGAAUGUAAAGAACGGGGCUGAACUGCUGGACAGAUUAAUGAAAGACAUUGUCGCUGAGAGUUCAUCGUUUGACCUAGUCACAUUCAUGCCCUUACUACGGGAGAGAAUCUACACCAAGAAUCCAUUUGCUAGACAGUUUGUUGUAUCCUGGGUUUCUGUUCUUGAUGCUGUACCCGACAUCAACAUGAUCAUCUUCCUGCCCGAGAUCCUCGACGGCCUAUUUCAUAUCCUUGGCGAUCAUAGCAACGAGAUCAGGAAAAUGUGUGAUGGCGUAUUUGGUGAAUUUUUACGAGGAAUCAGAAAGUUUCCUGGGCAUGCCAAUUAUGCUGCCAUGAUCAAUAUUCUUAUUGCACAUUGUCAAUCAGGGGGUUAUACGGAUGCUCUGAUUCAGUAUACAGCUAUCCUGUGGAUUAAAGAAUUUGUCAAUCUUUCCUCGCGGGAGAUGCUACCAUUUGCAUCGGGAAUCCUCACCGCCAUCUUGCCGUGUUUAUCGUACGAUGAUGACGAGCGACGAAAUAUACGUGAAACAUCAAAGGCAGUCAACACAAAUCUAAUGAAACUGAUUGGUCCAGAGGAUGAUGUGGAUACUCCUGAGGAUGAAGUGCACGACAUUGCCAAGCGAGCUGAGGAAAAGUUGAAAAUGGAGGAAGGGUCGCAGGAGGAGAAAACAGAAGAGGAGACAGAGAAAGAGAAAAAUUCCCUUAAAAUCCAGCUGGACAUUCAGUCGGUUGUAGCGGUGCUAGCGAGACAACUCGUUCAUGAUUCAAUGCAGACUAGAAUAGCGGUGUUGCGUUGGAUCUACCACCUUCAUAUAUAUACACCAAAUAAGAUAUUCCGCCAUGCGGAAGAAUUAUUCCCAUUACUAUUGAAAGCCUUGUCCGACCCCUCCGAUGAGGUUGUUUUACUAGACCUGGAGAUUCUAGCCGAGAUAUCCUCCAGUACGGCAGGCAAUGGUGCCCUCUUACGGAAAGCUGACAGUAACAAUCUUCCCGAUGGGGUCCAAAAAGCGUUAGAAUCGUCACACGGAAUGAACAAAUUCUUCCCAAAGGUUCUUAUUAGUCUACUUAAACUAUUCAGCACGGAUAAACAAUUACUGGAAGGACGAGGAUCUUUCAUCAUCAGGCAACUCUGCUUGUUAUUAAAUCCCGAGGACAUAUACCGGACACUCUCGGAGAUCCUUCUUCACGAGCAGGACACUGCCUUUGCCUGUCAGAUGGUGCAGACUCUCAACAGUAUUUUACUGACGUCAACAGAGUUGUUUGAGUUGAGAAUGCAGUUGAAGGAUUUGAAAACUGAGGAAAGCUGCAAGUUGUUCUGUUGCCUUUACAAGUCUUGGUGCCACAGUGCAAUUGCGACUGUAUCGUUGUGUCUCCUGGCACAGACUUAUAAACAUGCCUGUGAUAUAUUACACCUCUUCGGUGAUAUUGAAGUGACAGUCGACUUCCUGACAGAGAUAGACAAACUAGUACAACUUAUAGAGUCUCCUAUAUUUACUUAUCUGCGUCUCCAACUGCUGGAUGUCCGCAGCAACCACUACUUGUUAAAAAGCUUGUACGGACUCCUGAUGCUGUUACCGCAAAGUGAUGCGUUCAAAACACUUCAUCGGCGUCUUGACUGCGUUCCACCAGCACAAUUCCUACCUCCAGAGGAAAGGAAUGGCCCACCGAGUGAAUCUCCAGGGAUGAGACCAACAUUAAAAUUCAUCAAAUUCGAGGAACUCUUGCAACAUUUUAGUAGCGUGCAGGAUAAUCAUCGAGCAAGACGACGGUUACCGCGCCGCGUGCAAUCAUCGGAUAAUAAGUAGCAAGUGAUAAUGUGUUUUUUACUCCAGACGUUAUACAGUUUAUUGACAUUUUAAAUCAGUCAAUUGUUACAAAUUCUAACCUGAAUGUCUCUCAUCGUGUCAUACUUAUUGACAUCUUACAGCGAAUUGAAUGUUCAAUUUGUAGUUUCAAUCCCACCACACAUACAUAUGCAUGCAAAAUGGAGCCAAUGUUUUGAAACGCCCUUCCCACUUAUUGCGUACUAAAGGAACAAUCGUAAAUCUUCAUUAUGAGCUAGUCAUUUUCGAAUGUUUGAGCUGCCAUGUUUAUUUACCAGAUAGAGCUUUGUCAAUUGUUGUGAAUUCAGUGGAGUCUCUCUACAGAGGGUACCCUUUGGGCUGCUAACUUCUGUCUGUUACAAAGUGAUCUCCCGACUACUGAGACAUGGGUGAAAAGAAAUUGCAAAUUUGAGCCAAUGUUGAUUCAUUUGUACAGAUAUGUCCUCUGGCAGAAGUGUCCACGUAGAGAGGUUCCACUGUGUGACAUGUCCCUCGCCACAGGUGAGGAUACUGUUUCACUUUUAGUGAACUCCAGGACUUCAGGUCAUUAAGUCAAUUAUUGAUUUUCCAUCUUCAUUGUACAUGUAGAAAACUUGUAAACAUACAUGUACGAAUGACACAUAAAUGAAAAUCAAAAUUAAAUUCAUAUAAAAUUUGGUAUCAUACACGUCUACAGACAUAAUCUGGGUUUAUAAUGCAAGAAAUUCAAUUUUAAUUUUACCAUUAUCUAAUUCACUGCCUGUAUGUUGGUUGACUAAACAUUUGAUCAGGUUCAUGCUUUCCAUUUAUUGCCAAAGUUUCUGUACAUAUCCUUACUGGUCCUGUAUGUGCUGUGCUAAGAACAAUGCAGGUUUAGCAGAGAUGUUUUAGCACUGGCCAUCCUGAUAACUAGUCGACACAUCCCUUGUCGUCUGUUGAGACAAUUCAGUAAACUGCGUCAAAGCUUUAAUCUGGUGAAGCCAGGCACGCCUAUUACCAAGGCCUAUCGCAAGUAAUAUAGGCCUUCCAUACAGGUGCCCUUCAACAGGUGUCUGCACAGUAUGUGCUAAUGUGGUUAAACCUUAACCAGGAGACAAAAGUGUGCAAAAUGAAAAUGUACUGUAGAAAGGUAACUUUUAUCAAGAGAAUUUGCAAUAACUAAUAUUAUAUGUCUACAUUCAUGUACAUGUAAUUGUAGCAAUGUUUAAUAAAAGAAAGCUAUCA